Anopheles darlingi is the source of this 1874-nucleotide messenger RNA. Its product is annotated as catalase-like. The transcript has 2 exons. Lineage: Eukaryota; Metazoa; Arthropoda; Insecta; Diptera; Culicidae. Gene Ontology annotation, cellular component: cytoplasm; peroxisome; mitochondrion. The coding region runs from base 152 to 1666 and encodes 504 amino acids. Gene Ontology annotation, biological process: hydrogen peroxide catabolic process; response to hydrogen peroxide. Gene Ontology annotation, molecular function: catalase activity; heme binding. The record is from RefSeq and is a predicted model, not a curated record.
GUGUCUCCGGCCCUGAAACUCAUUUUUGUUCGAAUUUCCAGAAGUGGCUGGUUUCUGGUCAUUUUGAGUAUUCUCCGGUACGUUUGUGAGCACAAGAACCGUUUCCCAUUCGUUUCCAGUGUCGUGAAGUGUGUACAUUCCAUCCCUCAUCAUGUCGCGCAAUCCGGCCGAAAACCAGCUGAACCUUUACAAGGAAUCGCAGAAGGAGACUGUAACGGUUACGGCGAGCCAUGGUGCUCCGGUUGGCAACAAGUCGGCCACGCAGACGGCCGGCCCCCGUGGUCCCGUGUUGCUGCAGGAUAGCCACCUGAUCGACGAGCUGGCGCAUUUUGAGCGCGAGCGCAUCCCGGAGCGAGUCGUGCACGCCAAAGGUGCCGGUGCGUUCGGUUACUUCGAGGUAACGCACGACAUCACCAAGUACUGUGCGGCCAAACUGUUCGAGAAGGUUGGCAAGAAGACGCCGCUCGCCGUGCGCUUCUCGACCGUCGGCGGCGAAAGUGGUUCCGCCGAUACGGCGCGCGAUCCGCGCGGAUUCGCCGUCAAGUUCUACACGGACGAUGGUAUCUGGGAUAUGGUCGGCAACAACACGCCCAUCUUCUUCAUCCGUGAUCCGGUGCUAUUCCCGAGCUUCAUCCACACCCAGAAGCGCAACCCGUCGACGCAUCUGAAGGAUCCGGACAUGUUUUGGGACUUUAUCUCGCUCCGCCCGGAAACAACACACCAGACCCUGUUCCUCUUCGCCGACCGUGGCAUCCCCGACGGUUACCGCUUCAUGAACGGUUACGGAUCGCACACGUAUAAGCUAGUUAACGCCGACGGCAAGCCGGUGUACUGCAAGUUCCACUUCAAGACCGACCAGGGCAUUAAAAACAUGGACCCAGUCCGAGCAGGUGAACUGUCUGGAACCGAUCCGGACUACAGUAUCCGGGAUCUAUACAACGCAAUCGCGAAGAAGGAAUUCCCCAGCUGGUCGCUCAAAGUGCAGAUCAUGACGUACGAGCAGGCCGAAAAGGUUCCGUACAAUCCGUUCGAUUUGACCAAGGUGUGGCCGCAAAGCGAUUUCCCGCUGAUACCGGUUGGCCGUAUGGUGCUUGACCGUAACCCCAGCAACUACUUUGCCGAGGUGGAACAGGCGGCGUUCGCACCGUCGCACCUGGUGCCCGGUAUCGAACCAUCGCCCGAUAAGAUGCUGCAGGCCCGUCUGUUCGCGUAUGCCGACACGCACCGUCAUCGCGUCGGUGCCAACUAUCUGAUGCUGCCGGUCAACUGCCCGUACCGCGUCGCAACGCGCAACUACCAGCGAGAUGGGCCGAUGAACAGCACCGACAACCAGGGUGGUGCCCCGAACUACUUCCCCAACUCGUUCAGCGGACCGCAGGAGUGUCCGUUUGCGCGUAAACUGCAGAACCCACCGAUGCCAGCCCCCGGCAAUAUCGAUCGUUACGAUAGUAGCGAUGAUGACAACUUCUCGCAGGCGACUGUCUUCUAUCGCCGCGUGCUGGACGAUGGUGGCCGACGCCGGCUGGUCAACAACAUCAUUGACCAUCUGCGAAAUGCCUCGCCUUUCCUGCAGGAACGCGCUGUUAAGAACUUUGCCAUGGUCGAUGCCGACUUCGGGCGUCAGCUGGUGGAGGGACUGAAGCUGAAGCAUGCCGCCAACCUGUAAUGUGGUUUUUUUUCAGCAUCCGGUUCGCUUCCAACAUUCUCUGACGUCUUUCGAGCAAAAGAUGAAUCUAUAGCGCUCUGUUUGUCUUCGGUUUUGUUAUUAUCUAUAUCGUUUAGCCUCUACCCCGUUAUUGUUUCCGUUUCCUGUUCCUUUUGUUUCUAUGGGGCUUCAUCGUAGGCAGACGACCAUUCGAACACAAUAAAACAUU